Molecule: messenger RNA, 2734 nt
Organism: Dentiscutata heterogama
Lineage: Eukaryota; Fungi; Glomeromycota; Glomeromycetes; Diversisporales; Gigasporaceae
Source: the annotation of a GenBank genome assembly
AUGAAUGACGAAGAUAAAAAUUUACAUACAAUUGUUGAAAUCAAAGAUGAACCACAUAAUGGAAAGAAAAUUGAAGGACUUUUGCUCUCGCCGAAUUACACGUACGCAGCGACAUGGAGUGAAGAAGAUAAAUCAAUUUGCGGAUGGAAAUUUAAUGAUCCACUUUUUGAGUUUGAUCGUUCAAUAAGUGUCAACAAGAUUUGCGAGGAUUUAAAUUUGAAAACUUCUACAACUAGUGAAAAAUCUGAUAACGGAAGAAUUGUGAUUGUUGAUCAUAAAAAAGAGAAUAAAAUAAUAAAACUAAUAAUGUCAUAUUUAGACGAGCCAAUCGAAAAUUAUUGGCAUGGAAAUUGUAUGUUUUAUGAUAAUGGAGAUUUUGUACUAGAAGCAUUUACACCUAGAAAUUAUAUUCCAAAUAAUCUUAAAUUUUCGGUUAAAAAUUUAAGCAAUGACAGUUGGAAGAUUAAUAAUUCGAUUUUCAUAGAACCAGCAAAUUUCGCGUGGAAUUAUUUAAUAAACACUAAUGAAACUUUUAUACUUCUUGACACCUAUGGAGCAUUAACACAAUGGAAGUUAGAUAAGUUAUUAUUUGAAAAAAAAUAUCAAUUAGGAUUAAAUAGAAAUUUGACACGCUUUAAUGUGAUAAAUAUGAUUAGCAUUUAUAAUGAAGAAAAAACUUUAAUUGUGGUAUUUUUUGAAGUUGAAGCUUCAUAUAGUUCAGAUAUAAUUAUUUCCGUUUAUUUGACAGAAAAUUCGUUGCUUUUAUCACAAUGCGAAUAUAAAAAAGAGUCUGAUUUAAUAUAUAUUGAAUUUAUUUCAUUCGAUGAGGGAGAAAGAUUACUUUUAUUUUUUGAAAAUGAUGGUUUAGAAAUAAGAGAUCCUUACAACCUUGAGCAAUAUAAAUACUAUAAAGAUUAUAAACCCACUGCUUCAAGUUUUUUUAAAGAACUUUCCAAUUCCGAUGAAGACACUGAAAAAUUUAAAAAGUCAAAAAAUAAAAAAAUCUAUGCCGUAUCAGAUAGACAAAUUUUGGUUCAAGAUAUUUCUAAGAAACAAUGGAUCAAAUAUUUACGUGAAAAAUUAAGAGAUUAUAGUAAAAUAAGAGCUCUACCUAGAAAAGCUCAAAUAGAAGAUUUUCUGCAAAAUGUAUUAAAAGAAAUAGAUGAAAAUGAUAAAAAUGAUAUUGACAGUAAUAUAGAUGAAGAGGAACAGACAUAUGAAUCUAAAAAUUUAUUAGUAAAAUGGAUAGUAAUACAAGACAACAAAUUUAAUGUAGUAGUAGAGGCCAAGAAAGCCAUGAAAUUUGAUUCUACUGAAGAAGAUUGGGAACAUGUAGAUAAACGGGGGAUUUAUUCAAAAUAUUUAAGCGAUUCAAAACAAAGGUUUGUUUAUAGAUGUAAAUUAUUGGAUAAUGGAGAUUUGGCAAUGAUUACAUCUAUCGGCUUAAUAAUUUUGACAAUUAAACCGAAAGACAAAAUUAAAGACAAAAUUAAAUUGCGAUAUUACAGAGGAUCUGGAUUCCCUUUUAAUCAAAUAUAUAUAAAUUAUAUAAAGAAAAAACGACGAGAUAAACUAGAUAAUGAAGACAUUAAUAAAUAUAAAUUAUUUAUUGUAAAUAGAGAAAAUAUUCAACAAUUAUUCAAUGAAAUAAAAAAUCGUUCAUUACUAUGGCCAGAUUUUAAAACAAUUACUGCCUAUCACGAAGACAAAAAUCUACGUAUAAUUGAUAGAACUAAUGUUAACCCUUUUCAAGAAUUGAUAACCGAUUAUAUUAAUGAUAAAAUGACAUUAUCAUUGUAUGGACAAAAACUUUUAAAUAGGUUUUUAAAGAAUAAUAACUAUACAAUGACAGAAAGAUUGAUGACACAAUUGUAUACAAUUUGUAUUAAUAAGAAAGCAGAAGAAGGAAAAGAUAUCAAUUUAUUAGCAAAUAUUAAAUUAUUAGAUAUUGUCACCUUUAAAAUUAACGAAUUAUCAGUGAAAUAUCCUGACUUAUUGAAACAAUUUUUAUCAAAUACUUCGCUUAUUCCUUUAAGCACAAAUAAAGAUAUUGCGAUUGAAAACUCUUCUUCAAAAUUACAUCUUCAGAGUCAUGGAAACUAUUCGCAUCCUUAUAAUACCUCAUUCAUUAAUAAAAUUAUUACACGUUUUCAAACCAAUAUUCAAUUAUUUUAUGAUAAAAUGGAAUUGGAAAAAAUGCCAUUUGUCGCAUUAUGGUGGAGUGGUCAAGCUCUUAUUAAUUUCAAAUGGAAUGCCUAUGGAAAAUAUUACUUUCUGGCCAUUUGUACUUUUUAUUCAAUUUUUAUGGUUUGCUUUUUAAUAGUUGCUACUAUAGGAAAUGAAUUAUCUAAAAGUACACAAGAACAAUUAUUAAUCGCAACUAUAAUUCUUGGAGCUUUACAUCUCUUUUUUGAAUUCCGGCUAUUUAUUUAUUUUCCAUCAUAUUGGAUUAGAAAUCCUUGGAAUUGUUAUUUAAAUGAUUCAAAUAAUCCAUGGAAUCUUGUAACGACAUACUAUUCUGUUUCACAAAAUGGCUCUAUCUCUGCUACACUUACCGAACUUCCCAAUACAUCCACAAACAUAUUUUAUAAAUUUAAUCGUGAUGAGCUUCAUAAAAUAAUCAAAAGAGUGCAAAAAUUUAAAUGGGAUUAUAAGAACGAUGAAAUGCCAUUUAUUUCUGAUGCUCUUAAAAAACUUGUUAAUAUAAAGCCUGAAAACGAAGAAAAACAUAUUA